GCGCCGUGAUGGGGAAGAAGGUGGCGGCGGAGGUGGGCCUGCGGCUCGCGUUGUUCGCGGUCUUCAUGGUAACAGAGCUGCUCCCGCCCUUCCAGAGGCUCAUCCAGCCCGAGGAGAUGUGGCUCUACCGGAAUCCGUACGUGGAAGCAGAGUAUUUCGCCACCAAGCCGAUGUUUGUCGUCGCCUUACUGGCCCCGCUGGCCCCGGUCCUCCUGGCCAGGUGUCUGAAGAAGGCGGACGCAGUGGACAGCCGGCAGGCCUGCCUGGCUGCCAGCCUGGCCCUGGCUCUGAACGGCGUCUUCACCAACACAGUCAAACUGAUAGUGGGGAGGCCACGCCCAGACUUCUUCUACCGUUGCUUCCCCGACGGGCAAGCCCAUCAUGACUUGACGUGCACAGGAAAUGAGGACGUGGUGAAUGAGGGCCGCAAGAGCUUCCCCAGUGGACAUUCUUCCUUUGCAUUUGCUGGUCUGGCCUUCGCGUCCUUCUACCUGGCAGGGAAGUUACACUGCUUCACACCACGAGGCCGAGGGGAAUCUUGGAGGUUCUGUUCCUUUCUGUCACCCCUACUCUUUGCAGCUGUGAUUGCACUGUCCCGCACCUGUGACUACAAGCAUCACUGGCAAGAUGUCCUGGCUGGAUCCACCAUCGGCCUGACGUUCGCCUAUGUCUGCUAUAGGCAGUACUACCCUCCCCUGACGGACGCCCAGUGCCACAGACCACUGCAGCGCAGCCCUGCUCUUCCCACCGCGCAAAAGCAGCCUGGCGACCCUCGUCAUUUUGAUGUUUAGACACUGGAGCUGCCUUCCUGGAAAACAGGACUGAAGAUCUGCCCAAAUGCACCAGCUGUGCCAAGCAGCCAAGGCAGGGCAGGGUAGUCAGAGACCGGCUGUCUGGAGGGCAGGUGAGUCUCCUCCCGCCCCGCCCUCCCCGUAGGGUAUAAUGGACCAUGACGGACAUCGGCGGAACUGAUGGUGUAGGACCUAUAACGGCCUUUCUCUGUGUUGUGAUUAUAUUUUAUGUUUUCUUUUUGUGAUUAUAUUAUAAAUAUGACCUUGAUUUGUGUAUUUCUAUAACAUAUUUUCAAUAUAUCUUUUUCCUAACGGUGAACGUGGUUUUUUGUGCUUAAAGUUCCAUUUGAGACCUGAAACAUUUCCAAAGUUAGACACCAGAUUCCCUAUCUGACACAAGUGAUUCCACUGUCUAUAGCAGUGGCUGAUGUCAAUGAUACAAAAGGAGCAUCUCAAUAUUUACCUUAUAAUCGCCGCACUUUGAAUCAACAGUCAAGGGGAAAGAACCUGAACGUUAGUUCUUUGCCCAAAACUCUUUUUAAACUUGUUUUAGUAGUACACAGGGGAAGAGAAUGGUUAUUGUACUGACUCUCUUUACUUUAUGAUGGAUGAGCCAGGUAAAAGUAGACAACUGGUCAAUAUGGUUUUAUUUCAGAAUUUACUAAAGAUUUAAAUAUAAUCACAUAAAAAACAUUUCAAAAAGUGCAAACUGUCAGAACGCUAAUCGGUGCUACCGAUCUUUCCAUGCAAACCAUCGCUUUUGCUGAGAUUAGCAAUAGCAAUUCUGCAGCUGGGAAUAUGGAGAAAAUGAUCCUCCACCAGCACUUAAAAGUAGCCUUGGUCAAGAGAUUGCGCAUGAUGCUGCUGAAGUAGUGCAAAUAAUGUACAACUAAACAAGGAACGCGUCAAGCUUAUUACCCUGUGGAAUAUACAUCCGUGAAACCAGCACAGGGGGACAAACAGGAUAUAAAGCUCUUUUCCAGUCACCUGCCCCUCACCACCAGGAAGGAAACACUUCUUAGUACAAACAGUGGUUUAUCUAGCCAUCCAGGUUGAUCCUGUUCAUCUCUGGUUACAGGGACUCACUCUUGCUGGUCCUUUGGUUUACUCUUAAAUUUUAGUUAUUCUGUUAAUAGGAAGACCAAAUUUAAAUAUGAAGACAACAACUUGAUGAAAGCUUCCCCUUUAAUAUGUACUGAAUGCUACUGAAUUCUCAGUAACCCUUACUUCACACUCAGAGUUUAUGUAGUAAAGAAAAUAAAGUAUUUCAUAUGGAUGAGACUUCUUAGUGGCUUAGCGUUAGUGUGUAAGCAGAUGGACAAGGUAAGGCCAGGCUCUCACCUUUACCCCAAACUUAUCUCUAGGGUGACAGUAAUUAACCUUCCCUCUGCUGUCAAAGAGGUGGCUUAUGCGAAUGUUAAAUUCCAGGGCUUUGGAUACCAUGAUAUAUUUACUUACAAGAAACCGAUAUAAAAAGCGAAACACAGCUUGCCUGUCUACACCGCUCUGUCCACCAGGGCCUGUAGGAACCUGAGAGGAGUGUGAAGGACUGUCACAAAGAGAACUGCAAAGACAAUCACAAACUGAGACCUGUGAGAAAGAAAAUACCUACAGCACAGUGGUGAGCAAGAUGCCUUGGAAACUAUUAGUCUCCAUUCACUCGUCUUCUUCAAGGUGCAUCUCACUUGCACGCUCUGACACUGACUCUGCACCAGCUGUUCCUGGCCCCAUAGACGCAGGUUUGUCUUUCAGAAUAAGGAACACUUCCCCCUAGCCAGAUCUACCAACACUGCCUGUGCCGAGAGCCUGUUCCAUAGCGACCUGCACUACGGGUACCUAAGGAGGCAACGCUGUUUGUGUGCUUGAAGAGGACACUCUUCAAUACUCCCUUCACCCAAGCAGCUGUGGCAGAUGGCUUACACAAAUUCUAUUUCACCAUCAGUGCACCACUGAAACAUUUUAUUCAUCACUUAAUAAGCAGUCAAAGCUGUGUAAUUUCAGGUCUGUCCGCUUUUAUAACCCUCAAGAACUAACAACUAAGUCGGACUUUGUCUAGAGUCUCCCAGUUUGAAGUAUGAUAUGAUAUAAAAGGGCAGGUCUAGCAUAUAUAACAUCUUUGCUUUAUAAAGAUGCACCUGAUGUGAACUAAACUGUCCACUUUAGACUGUCCUCUGAGAGCAGCUCAAACAGCUGUGGAAACAAUGAACAGCGUCAGUGAUUCCUAGCAAUAAAUCUGUCAGUCAGCUGUAGAGAGAGUAAACAGUAUUUACAGAUUUUAGUCUUUCUUCAUACAGUACGUGUAGGAAACAAAAGCUGGCUCAAGAGAAUCUGAUGGCCACCAGUCUCCCUCAUUCACUUAGACUUGGCCUUCAAAUGCAGAGAACACCCAUGAGCGAUGAGCAGACCCCAAAAUGCCUUCUGAAUCUCAGGAGUCCACUUCCAGAUUAGAAUAUUUUCUAAAGAUAAGCAAUAAUUUCUUAGAAAAAUUUAUACCCAACCCAAAACAAAAACUCAGACUUUAUACCAUCUCAAGUAAUAAACAAUAAAGUGUGGUACCUAAGAGAAAAACAAAUACCGUAUGCUAACACAUAUAUAUGGAAUCUAAGAAAAAGAAAAAAAAAAGGUCAUGAAGUACCUAGGGGUAAGACGGGAAUAAAGACGCAGACCUACUAGAGCGUGGACUUGAGGAUAAGGGGAGGGGGAAGGGUAAGCUCUGACAAAGUGAGAGAGUGGCAUGGACAUACAUACACUACCAAAUGUAAAACAGAUAGCUAGUGGGAAGCAGCCACAUAGCACAGGGAGAUCAGCUGGGUGCUUUGUGACCACCUAGAGG
Messenger RNA from Globicephala melas (long-finned pilot whale), 3624 nucleotides. It is a transcript of the gene PLPP5, whose product is annotated as phospholipid phosphatase 5. Lineage: Eukaryota; Metazoa; Chordata; Mammalia; Artiodactyla; Delphinidae. The record is from RefSeq and is a predicted model, not a curated record. Gene Ontology annotation, molecular function: phosphatidate phosphatase activity. Gene Ontology annotation, biological process: phospholipid metabolic process; phospholipid dephosphorylation.